Messenger RNA from Porites evermanni, 3785 nucleotides. The record is from the annotation of a GenBank genome assembly. NCBI's taxonomy places the organism in Eukaryota, Metazoa, Cnidaria, Anthozoa, Scleractinia, Poritidae.
AUGGCGACUUCCUUGAACAAGAAGGUCUUGAACUUUAAUAUCGGAGUUCUUGGGCAUAUUGACAGUGGGAAAACAUCUCUUGCUAAAGCCUUGAGCUCGACUGCUUCCACAGCUUCUUUCGACAAGAACCCCCAGAGUAAAGAGCGUGGAAUAACCCUUGAUCUGGGCUUCUCCUCAUUCCAAGUUCCCCUCCCAGAGCAUUUGAAACAACACCCCUAUGACCUCCUGCAGUUUACACUGGUGGAUUGCCCAGGACAUGCGUCUCUUAUUCGGACUAUCAUUGGAGGCGCUCAGAUCAUUGAUAUGAUGAUGCUGGUGGUGGAUGUCACCAAGGGAAUGCAGACCCAAACAGCUGAGUGUCUGGUGAUUGGAGAGAUUCUGUGUGAGAAGAUGGUGGUGGUAUUGAACAAGACCGACUUACUUAAAGAAGAAAAGAGGGAUGCUUUAAUUGAGAAGGUAAUUAAUUGAUUGAUGACUGUGUAAAAAGGUUUCAUUCCUAUUUCCUCGCUCCUCGCCAGGAGAGACCUCUGUGACUCAGCAACCGGAAUUCUGUACUGAUGACAUAAAAUCUGUCCACAAUCUGGUCAGGAGCUCUGAUUGGUGGACAUAGUAAAUACAUUGUUUUAGCUAUAGUGUUUAUAAAUGACAGACAAUAGACAAAAGGCCACCAAGGUCAAGUGUAAAUUGGAUCAAUCUAUGACAAAACAGUCAAUAUUCAUGGAAUAUAUACUUCUCUAGAAGAAGCAUUUGAGUUUUGCUGGGGCUCAUUCACAGAUGAAUACAAACUUUCUCAAAAUUGACCAGGAGAAACUUAAGCAGCAUGCAAAGAAAGUAGUGUCCGAUAGCCCAGGGCUAGUGGAUUUUGCUUUUGGGCUAGUGAAUUCUGUUCUUAACUUGCCCAACAGGCAAGCAGGGCUCGAAAUUGCGACUGAUACGGUCGCCAAUAAGACUAACAUUUUCUCCUUGGCGACUAAAAAUUCUAGUUUAGUCGCCAAAGUGGCGACCAGAUUCCUCUAUCAGUCUAUGAUUUAGAUUUACAUUAAAAGAGUAGAGUUAAAACAAAUAUUUCAUCUUAUCCUGCUUUGUUUCAUCAUAAAAAAGUGUGCCAAAUCGGAUAAACAGAACCAGUUUACCUCCAAAUUUAUACCGACUUCUAUCCACGAUAUUUUCAAAUCUGAUGGAUCGUACCAUACUAUGCAGGGCUUCUGAUAGGUCGCGGAAAAGGAGACAAAUUUUGCGGGAUUUUUAGGGGCAAAUUCGCCAAAAAAUCGACCGAUUUCGCAGGAAUUUUCGGGGCAAACUCAGCCGAAAAUCAAUAGGCAAAAACGACUGAUUUUCAGGGAAAACUUCGUUGGAGAUCAAUCGGUUUUGCGCUGACCAGACCUGCAUUUUUAAUGUUUUUCUAACAGAGGUCAUCAUUUGCUCUUUCAACAACAAUACGCUCCAGAACUGAACCAAUGGCAAAGCCUUUAACAUCAUGGCUAGUGCCCAGUUUUUCACAACAUAAUCUACGCCUGGUAGUUUCGGAGUUUCGGGACAUUGUUUGCAUGUUUCAGUGACGAAGUUUUAAGAUAAAUUUACAAGUUUACGGCAAGUAAACAGCCCCUGUAGCUGAGAUAAGUUUAAAAUGUGGUCUACAGACAUGUAUUUGAUAAGAUUUGUACUGAAUUUCGGGGUAUUUUGCGUGUUUUUGUGAAAUUUGCGGCUCUGUGAUGGCGUGAAAUAUCAAAAGCCUUGACUAUGAACAUUAUUCAAACUGGCAACUAAACAUUUGCAACUGGCGACUAUAUUUCUCCAGUUGGUCGCCAAAAGGCGACCUGAGGAUUUUUUUAAUUUCAAGCCCUGGCAAGUGAUGUUUUUUGAGGAACUAAAAAUAUGUGCCUCACAGAACCUUGCAAAGAUUUAAACCAUGUUUGUAGUUUAAAUAUAUUGAAUUAUUAAAAAUUAGACUUUCUGCAUUAAAAGAAAAUAAUGUUUGUGUCACACCAUUGUGAAUUUAUUUCUGUAAGCAUCCUUCAAGCUUUAAGUUUGAUUAUUCUGUGUAGUUAUUAUUGAUUGACUUAAUGGUAGACUUAUAUAAACUUAACUGAUUCAGUGUCUCACAUUUUCUUUGCACCUUUUUAGAUGACCAAAAAAAUGGCAAAGACAUUGGAAAACACGAAAUUUGCUGGUUCACCCAUUCUAGCAGUAUCAGCCAAGCCCGGAGGACCUGAUUGUCCAGACUCUGAGCCUGUUGGUACUCAGAAGCUCAUAGAUUUACUCUCAUCAUUGUCAUACCUUCCAAUCAGAGAUCCAUCAGGACCUGUGGUCUAUGCUGUUGAUCACUGCUUCUCUAUACGCGGGCAGGGCACUGUAAUGACGGGAACUAUUCUCAGCGGUAGCAUUAAGGUUAAUGAUACAAUAGAGAUUCCCUCCAUGAAGGUCACUAAGAAAGUCAAGUCAAUGCAGAUGUUCAGAGUCCCUGUGACAGAAGCUUCUCAGGGUGACAGGGUUGGGAUAUGCGUGACUCAGUUUGAUCCAAAACUGUUGGAAAGAGGGUUGGUUUGUAGUCCAUCGACUAUACCAACAAUUUUUGCAGCCAUUAUCUCAGUUAAACAUAUCCCUUACUAUAAAGGAACUAUCACCUCUAAAUCUAAGUUCCAUAUUACCAUUGGUCAUGAAACAGUGAUGGGUAAGCUUCAAGUGUUUGGCCUUCCUCCUAGCCAGUCAGUUGAUCCUCCUCAAGACAGCAAAUCCUUUGACAUGAGUAGAGAGUAUGUUUUUCAAGAAGCAAUCAUGGAACAAUCAAGUCAUUCUGCCAAAUCAGCUGAUAAAGAAAGUGAAGAUACUGAAAGUAAUCCUGUUCCAAAUCAACAGUGGUUGUUCAUAGAGUUUGAGAAACCAGUUACCUGCCCAGAACAUUCUUUGGUGAUUGGGUCACGACUUGACACUGACAUACACCUGAACGUCUGUAGAAUCGCAUUUCAUGGUCAAUUGUUAGUACCUGUAAUGGACAAGAACUAUACAGAAACCUUCUUGCCACAGUUAAAAGUCUACAAGACCAAGACAAGGGAAGGUGUUGUUGAAAGGAUGGCGGAUGAGUACUCUGUAAUUGCUCACUCUCUUUUCAAGAAGGAAACAAAUAUCCAAACUUUUGUUGGAAUGAAGAUUAGAAUGACAACAGGAGAGGAAGGAAUGAUCGAAGGAGCUUUUGGUCAAAGUGGCAAAGUGAAGAUCAGGAUUCCCAGUGGCUUGUCUGCUGACACUAUACCUAAACUUUCUUCUGGUGGAAAGAAAAAAGGUGGAAAAAAUAAAGGGGCUGCUACAGCUAGUCCAGAAGUUACUGGCGAUUCUGUUGAGCAGCUUACAAAAGCUGUCAAAGUAAUCCUAGAGUUUAAGAGAUACAGCUAUGAUCCUCAGAAGAAAAUGAUUCAAACGUGAGCAGACUGACUUUGCUUGAAAAUUAUUAUUGUAAACAAGUAACUUGACAACAAACAAUAGUAAAAUUAAAUAAUUAAUUUUGUGAAAGGUUAUUAAAAUUUUUCAUAGAGUACCGGUGGAGGUGGACAAGAUGGAGACAAAGCCCAUUACAAACCUAGGUAACUACAUGUACACUGUAACAUAUGUUAGUGUUGAAUCUUGUAGGUGAGUUGGUGUAAAAAAAAAUAAUAAAAAAGCGCUAUUUUAACUGUGACAGUUUGUAACAACAAGAAGAAUUUUCCAAUUUUGUAUUGUUUAUAUUUACGCAAGAUAUCUUUACAGCAAGGUAUGCUAAUAUUGCAUUGUUUUGGUUUUAUGCAUAGCUA